Cladocopium goreaui is the source of this 449-nucleotide messenger RNA. The record is from the annotation of a GenBank genome assembly. NCBI's taxonomy places the organism in Eukaryota, Dinophyceae, Suessiales, Symbiodiniaceae.
GUGGCACAGGUGUCCUGGCCCGAGACAUUCUCCAUCAUGCGCGCAAUGAACAUGCUCAAUUUUUUAGCUCCCUUCAGAAGUAUGUCAUCGGCGAGCGCUCGCCGGCCCUUCAGGCAGCACAGAGGAAAACUGCUGCGGAAUUUGUCCCCAGCAAACUUCGAAUCUCCGAUGCGGACGCCCGAACAGCUUCUGGUCUGCGGCAGCAACUGUUAGAGGAAGCAGAUGGCAUUUUGUAUUCGGUGGUGCUCUCCAACGAGCUUUUGGAUGAGUUUGAUCCAGUGCGUUUGCGCUUGUCUUGGCACGCAGGCAAUCCCCCGGAUGUGGAGCGCUGCAAGCUUUGUUCUGCCUACCGGGAGGCCCAUGUGCUCCACCGAAUUGACGAGAAAGCCUUGUAUGCCUUGCUUGGUGAGGAUGCCCCUGAGCGUGAGAAGACAUCAUGCCUUUCAUGA